Lycium ferocissimum is the source of this 544-nucleotide messenger RNA. RefSeq lists its product as uncharacterized. NCBI's taxonomy places the organism in Eukaryota, Viridiplantae, Streptophyta, Magnoliopsida, Solanales, Solanaceae. Bases 43 to 495 code for a protein of 150 amino acids. The transcript has 3 exons. The record is from RefSeq and is a predicted model, not a curated record.
CACCAGUUGGUUGAUGAGGAUGAGGUUCGUUUUGAUUAAGAUAUGCCCAGCUCAUCGAUGCCUGCAGCUGAUGAUGCAUAUUACCCAAUAAUAGAUUUUGGCAUGUCCAGCUCAUCGACAUCUGCUCCCGAGGUCCAAACACCGGCCGUAAUCACAUGUGAGGGGCCUUUUCAGGCAUUCGCAUCGUCUGAGCCUAUUAGCCUCGCAGUUAUGGCCCAACAGUAUGGUGUUCAGACAGGCACCUCUUCUGGGAUGACAAAUGAUUUUCCUGCAUUCACUGGACAUAGCUCUUCAAUUGGGAGAAGACUGAGUUUUACCGACUCUCCCAUGAAAUUUGAUGUUGGAUCCUCACACAUUCCUGUGCCGGAUGUACAGACCUUAGAGCUACAGGAUGAGGGUGUGAUACAAGAGGAGGUUCACCAACGUAGAUCAAAACGAGAGCGCCGGCAAACUACGUGUGGCACAGGGGGAAAAAAGGGACAAUGUAAAAAUUGAAUUUUUAUUAAUUAUUGAAUUUAUCUCAGAUCUCAAUUCUUAUGUAAUC